Messenger RNA from Sinocyclocheilus grahami, 2726 nucleotides. RefSeq names its product lysyl oxidase homolog 4. Gene Ontology annotation, biological process: peptidyl-lysine oxidation; collagen fibril organization. Gene Ontology annotation, molecular function: copper ion binding; protein-lysine 6-oxidase activity. NCBI's taxonomy places the organism in Eukaryota, Metazoa, Chordata, Actinopteri, Cypriniformes, Cyprinidae. Gene Ontology annotation, cellular component: membrane. The transcript has 13 exons. The record is from RefSeq and is a predicted model, not a curated record. Bases 6 to 2363 code for a protein of 785 amino acids.
UGCUGAUGCUCCUCACCGUCGCUCCGCUCGCGCGUGGGGUCCCGGGGCUCCAGCUGCGUCUGGAGGGCGGCAGGAACAGGUUCGAGGGCCGGCUGGAGGUGCUGUAUAACGGUGCGUGGGGAACCGUGUGUGACGACGAGGUCAACAUCAAUCUGGCCAACGUGGUGUGUCGCGAACUGGGCUUUUCCCGCGGACUCACCUGGGCUCACAGCGCCAAGUUCGGCGAGGGCCGCGGUCCGGUCUGGCUGGAUAACGUCUGGUGUUCGGGCGGCGAGAGCUCUCUGUCGGAGUGCCGGUCGAAUGGCUGGGGUGUGAGCGACUGCACUCACGCUGAAGACCUGGGAGUCGUCUGCAGUCCGGAUCCACCCAACCAGGGUCACGUCCCCCGGUACCAAGAGCCUCCUUCACCUCAGAUCUCUAACCUGGUCUCGAACGCUCCUCAACGCGGGCACGAGAUCGGCCUCCACCGCGGCGGCCGCGGCCCGUCCUCACCGCAGCUCACCGGCCAUCACAUCCAGCUGCACAGGAACGGGUUCGAGAGCGCCGUCACCCCGCGGGGACACCAGAUCCCGGACUUCCUGCGCAGCAGAGCCUCCUACAGACGAGCGCAGGACGUGACGCCCGCUCAGACCGCACGAAACCCUGAGAGACCAGCGCCAGCGCCGGAGCCGGUCUACAGUCCCGAGCCGGUGGAGCACAGUAACAGGAUGGAUCUGGACGAGCAGUCGUCUGGGUCGCUCCGGCUGGACGAGGUGCGUCUCCGAGCCGUUCUGAGCACCGCUCGGAGCGCUGCCAUGGUGACGGAGGGUGUGCUGGAGGUGAGGCAUGCUGGGAAAUGGAGGCAGGUGUGUAGUGUGGGCUGGGAUCUCAGCAGCAGUCGUGUAGUGUGUGGCAUGCUGGGAUUCCCGUCAGCGGAGCAGCUCGACACACGCGUGUACCGGAAACUGUGGGACUCAAAGUUGGAGGAUCCAGCCGCAAGGUCUGCGGUCAGUAAGAAGGCGUUCUGGGUCGAGCGGGUUCAGUGUUUGGGUACAGAGGUGUCUCUGGCGCAGUGUCGGGCGCAGCUCUCCGUCCCACGGCACGACGUCCCCUGCGCCGGAGCGAUGCACGCGGUGGUGCGCUGCGUUCCCGGCGCUCAGUUCUCCAGAAGCUCCGCCUCCAGACACCUGCAGGCUCUGCCCCCUCUGAACGUGCGUCUGAAGGCCGGAGCGCGGCUGGGCGAGGGCCGGGUGGAGGUGCUCCGCGAGGGUAAGUGGGGGACCGUGUGUGACCAUCUGUGGGAUCUAACAGCGGCCAGCGUGGUGUGCAGAGAGCUGGGCUUCGGCUCGGCCAGAGAGGCCCCGCGAGGAGCGCUCAUGGGUCAAGGUAAUGACUCCUCACCAUGUGUCCACAUCACACAUGCAGGCCAGUUGCAGUUGUCUGCCGAACACAAUACGAACUGGGGCAUUAAUGAAGCCAUGGUGGUGUGUCGACAGCUCGGCUUCGGCUUCGCUUCCAGAGCCCAUCAGGAGACCUGGUUCUGGCCCAGCAGCUCCGGGUCCGAGGACGUGCUUCUGAGCGGAACUCACUGCAUCGGCACCGAGAUCUCCAUCCAGCAGUGCCACAGGAACACACAGGUGUACUGCCCACGAGGAGGCGGAGGCGGAGCCGCCGGAGUCACCUGUGCGGACGCGGCUCCGGAUCUGGUGAUCGACGCGCAGCUGGUGCAGGAGUCUGCGUAUCUGGAGGACCGGCCGCUGCACCUGCUCACCUGCGCUCACGAGGAGCACUGUCUGUCGUCCUCCGCCGCGCGCAUGAACUGGCCCUACGGUCACCGGCGGCUGCUGCGCUUCUCCUCACGCAUCAUGAACCUCGGACGAGCCGACUUCAGACCACGAGCCUCGCGAGAGUCCUGGACCUGGCACCAGUGCCACCGGCACUACCACAGCAUCGAGGUGUUCACGCACUACGACCUCCUGACCCUGAACGGCACAAAGGUCGCGGAGGGUCACAAGGCCAGCUUCUGUCUGGAGGACACAUACUGCCCUGAAGGCCUGAGCAAACGCUACGCCUGCUAUAACAUGGGUGAUCAGGGCAUCAGCGUGGGCUGCUGGGAUACGUACCGCCACGACAUCGACUGCCAGUGGGUGGACAUCACCGACGUGCGGCCCGGAGACUACAUCUUCCAGGUCAGAGGUCACGCUCACCCUAACCCUAAACCUGACAUUAACAUCUUCCAGCCCUCAAUCCGUGUUACGUGCCGUUUCUUUGUGGCAUUUUCUAGCAGUCUGAGUUGUUUUCUGGCUGUUUCAGGUGACGCUUACAGCGCAGAGGCAGAGGACCUGUUUGAACACCAGCGUCAGAUCUCAAACAACUUCCUGUGAUGAAGCCAGGCUGGUUUCUGAUCGCCGUGGCAACACUCGCUGGGCGGAGUCUGCGUGAUUGACGGGUAGGGGGUGGGGUUAGUGUGAUGAUUGACAGGUGGGUGCCAGUAUUCAUGAAGCAGAAGAUCAGAAGAACGUCCUGCUGUUAUAAUGCAGGACUUCAUGAGCUUGCGCAGGUGUUUCCAGCACGUCUCAGAGAGGCUCUUGUGUGUAUUGAUUCAUCUUCAUCACCCAUCCCAGAUUCAGAGGAAAACAAUGUUAUGGCACAAAAUAAAAAAAGCCUUCAUAUUGAAAAUCAGUCAUGAAAUUAGAACAUUGUUUUUCAGGUUGCAACGAUUUGAAGUAAAUGUAAUAGAAAUUUUU